AGACUGCGUAUCACAUACUCGCAAGCACCAUUCUCUCCGGCGCCAAAGCUUAGCUCUCACGCAGACGUUCGCCACCCUCUGACCAGCCGCCCACACCGCGGCCACCCAUGGCUCUGUGUAACGGAGACUCCAAGCUGGAUAAAGCCUCAACUGAAAUAAAGGAUGGACAGCAUCGCUUCGAGGGAGCUGUCGUGAUACUCGAUGCUGGAGCUCAGUACGGAAAAGUCAUAGAUCGCCGCGUGCGCGAGUUCUUCGUUCAGUCUGAAAUAUUCCCACUAGAAACGCCAGCGUUUGCAAUCAGGGAACAAGGAUUCCGCGCUAUCAUCAUAUCCGGAGGACCAAAUUCUGUGUACGCCGAGGAUGCUCCGUGGUUUGACUCUGCUAUAUUUGCCAUUGGCAAGCCGGUUCUCGGAAUCUGCUAUGGAAUGCAGAUGAUGAACAAAGUUUUUGGUGGUACUGUCCAUAAGAAAAAUGUGAGAGAAGAUGGUGUCUUCAGUAUAAACAUAGAUAAUACAUGCUCUCUGUUCAGGGGCCUGCAGAAAGAGGAAGUCGUGUUGUUGACCCAUGGAGACAGCGUCGACAAAGUUGCUGAUGGUUUUAAAGUAGUUGCACAGUCUGGGAACAUUGUAGCAGGAAUUGCCAAUGAGGCGAAAAAGCUUUAUGGAGUGCAGUUCCAUCCGGAGGUUGGCCUCACGGAAAAUGGGAAAGUAAUGCUGAAAAACUUCUUGUAUGACAUAGCGGGAUGCAGUGGUACCUUUACUGUACAAAACCGAGAAAUUGAAUGUAUCCGUGAGAUCAAGGAGAAGGUUGGCUCCUCAAAAGUCUUGGUUUUGCUAAGUGGCGGUGUGGAUUCCACAGUGUGUACAGCUCUCUUGAACAAAGCAUUAAAUAAGGACCAAGUUAUCGCGGUGCAUAUAGACAAUGGUUUUAUGAGGAAGAGAGAGAGCCAGUCUGUGGAAGAAGCUCUAAAAAAGCUGGGCAUCCAAGUUAAAGUUGUGAACGCUGCUCAUUCAUUUUACAAUGGUACAACAACAUUGCCAAUAUCAGAUGAAGACCGCACACCACGGAAGCGGAUCAGUAAGACCCUUAAUAUGACCACAAACCCUGAAGAGAAAAGGAAAAUCAUUGGUGACACCUUUGUAAAGAUUGCCAAUGAGGUCAUAGGUGAACUAAAUCUAAAUCCUGAGGAGGUCUUCCUUGCGCAAGGCACACUAAGGCCAGAUUUGAUUGAGAGUGCAUCCACUAUAGUCAGCGGUAAAGCAGAAGUGAUUAAAACACAUCACAACGACACAGAGCUCAUCAGAAAAUUGAGGGAAGAGGGUAAAGUAAUUGAGCCGUUAAAAGAUUUCCACAAGGAUGAAGUAAGAGCGUUGGGCAGAGAGCUUGGCCUUCCCGAAGAACUAGUCAGCAGACAUCCUUUCCCAGGCCCUGGACUUGCAAUUCGUGUUAUAUGUGCAGAGGAACCCUUUAUCUGUAAAGACUUUCCUGAAACAAAUAAUAUUUUGAAAAUAGUUGCCGAUUACUCUGCUAGCGUUAAAAAGCCGCAUACCCUUCUACAGAGAGUCAAAGCUUGUACGUCAGAAGAAGACCAGGAGAAACUGCUACAAAUCACUAGUCUACAUUCACUGAAUGCAUUCUUGUUGCCUAUUAAAACUGUUGGAGUACAGGGUGACUGUCGCUCGUACAGUUAUGUAUGUGGAAUCACAAGUAAAGAUGCUCCCCAUUGGGAGUCCCUAAUGUACCUGGCACGUCUCAUACCUCGUAUGUGUCACAAUAUCAACAGGGUUGUGUAUGUGUUUGGGCCACCAAUCAAAGAAUCUCCUACUGAUGUUACUCCUACCUUUUUAACAACAGGAGUUCUUAGUACAUUACGGCAGGCGGAUUUUGAGGCUCAUAAUAUUCUUAGAGAGUCUGGUUAUGCCGGUAAAAUCAGUCAGAUGCCUGUCAUAUUGACACCGCUGCAUUUUGAUCGUGAUCCUUUGCAAAAGCAACCUUCAUGUCAAAGAUCGGUGGUCAUUCGUACUUUCAUCACAAGUGAUUUUAUGACCGGCAUUGCAGCUACCCCAGGCAAUGAAAUUCCAGAAGAGGUUGUAUUGAAGAUGGUCACAGAAAUUAAGAAGAUCCCUGGAAUAUCUCGAGUAAUGUAUGACUUGACCUCAAAGCCACCAGGAACUACAGAGUGGGAGUAAAUAACGUUUUGUUUUAAUCUGGUUUGAAAGUACUGUGUCCGGCUUGAAUUAUAUCAGAAACCAUUCCCAGUGUUGACAUGCAGUACUGUUGUUCAAUUGACUGGAGCUGCUACUGUACCUGACGUCUGAUUCCUUUCCCAGAGCCCUAACGUGCAGUAGAAGUGGUGGGAAUACUUUAAUGGGGCAGAGGAUUUGUACGGGUAAUUAUUCACGGCGGCAUUGCCUGAGCGCAGACACACUCAUCUUGCUUUGCCUUUUUGUCUUAAGGAUUCUGCCUGUUUUCACGUGUUUUGUUGUUGCUGUCAUUUCAAUGUUUUUGGUUUUUCUCCUUUUUUAUUUUUUAUUUUGUUCUAUUUUUUUUGUAAACUAUAAAAAAGGCAGUUCAUUUAUAUACAUCAAAACCGUUGUAAUAGCCUAAUAAUGUAAAAUGAAAAACUGAUGUGACCAACUGCUUUUGAACAGAUUUAUUAUAAAUAAAUAUUUUGCCAAA
Molecule: messenger RNA, 2679 nt
Organism: Spea bombifrons (plains spadefoot toad)
Lineage: Eukaryota; Metazoa; Chordata; Amphibia; Anura; Pelobatidae
Gene: GMPS
Product: guanine monophosphate synthase
Exons: 16
Coding region: 108-2189 (693 amino acids)
Biological process (GO): GMP biosynthetic process
Cellular component (GO): cytosol
Molecular function (GO): ATP binding; GMP synthase activity; GMP synthase (glutamine-hydrolyzing) activity
Source: RefSeq, a predicted model, not a curated record